Messenger RNA from Echinops telfairi (small Madagascar hedgehog), 966 nucleotides. RefSeq names its product deoxynucleotidyltransferase terminal interacting protein 1 (gene DNTTIP1). The transcript has 11 exons. Gene Ontology annotation, molecular function: nucleosome binding; DNA binding. The record is from RefSeq and is a predicted model, not a curated record. Gene Ontology annotation, cellular component: nucleus. The coding region runs from base 1 to 741 and encodes 246 amino acids. Lineage: Eukaryota; Metazoa; Chordata; Mammalia; Afrosoricida; Tenrecidae.
AUGCUCGUCGUCAGCCGCCCCUCCUGUUUUUUCCAGAAGGCAGCAAUGAAUGUCCGAGACAACAUUGGGGAAGAAGUAGAUGCGGAGCAGCUGAUCCAGGAGGCCUGUCGCAGCUGCUUGGAGCAGGCUAAGCUGCUGUUUGCAGAUGGAGAAAAAGCCAUACCCAGACUGGCCCAUGAGCUUCCAGGGAUAAAGCGGGGGCGGCAAACUGAAGAUGAAUGUGCCCACCGAGGAAGCCCCGUUCCCAAAAAGAGGAAGGGACGGCCUCCUGCACACAUCCUGGCGAAUGACCGGGCAGCCUCCGGCAUGGGAUGGAAACCAAAGUCCUGUGAGCCAAUUCGCCGGGAAGGCCCCAAGUGGGACCCAGCUCGCCUGAACGAAUCCACCACCUUUGUGUUGGGAUCCCGAGCCAACAAGGCGCUGGGCAUGGGAGGCACCAGAGGGAGGAUCUACAUCAAGCAUCCGCACCUCUUCAAGUAUGCAGCUGACCCCCAAGACAAGCACUGGCUGGCAGAGCAGCAUCAUAUGCGGGCAACAGGGGGGAAGAUGGCCUACCUCCUCAUUGAAGAGGACAUCCGGGACCUCGCUGCCAGCGAUGACUACAGGGCCUGCCUCGACCUGAAGUUGGAGGAGCUGAAAUCCUUUGUCCUCCCCACCUGGAUGGUUGAGAAGAUGCGCAAGUACAUGGAAACCCUCCGGACUGAACAUGAACACCGUGCCGAGGCACCCCCCCAGACCUGAGACCAGGCCCCUGACUGCACUUGGACAUCCUCUGAGGCCCCGUCUCCUGUGGCUGGAGCCACCUCUGCGCACGCGGGCCUUCUUCUUGCAGGAUGCCAGCUUUAUUGCCCUGUGCCUGGGCUAGUCGUAGUGACUCGGCGCAGAGCACCCCAGACUGGCAUGUGGUUCUGUAUUGUGAGAGUUACUGGGAUAAGAAGCAAUUAAAAGGUUUGUAAUAAAGCCAGA